CCGGAAACGGUGACUGGCAAGCCUUGUGUUUACAAACAAAGUACAAAGGCGAAGGGAGAGACUGUCCUGGGAUUCUCGACUUAUCACAACCACAAAACUUGUGAAACGUACCAGACCACAGAGUUAACAUGACGGACCUUAUCCCCCCUAAAAUUGAUACCCGACCUCUAGUCGAGGCGCCCAUGGAGUCUCCACUUAAUUUGGCUCACACAUUCAGCAGAAGAGCAGAUAUGCUGACAAAAAAUAGAAAAUAUGAAGAGGCAAUCACAUGUCACCGCAAGGCUGCUGAGUACCUUUUAGAGGCAAUGCAGUCUGCCAAAUCAGCAACGUUACAAGAAUCUAUGGCCCUUCAGCACAAAGCGUACUUGUCUGAAAUUACAAGGUUGCAAUAUAAAAACCAGCUACUUGAACUAAUGGAUAGAAACACAAAAACUUCAGCGGUGAUCAGCCAGGCCACACAAACAGAUGGCAUCAAUAAUAUGGACACAACUGAGCAGGUGACAAUGGAUGAAGAUUCCAUCUAUGAGGUACUGCGAGAAAAUGAUGAUGUAAUGAAUAGACUGAGUGUUAAAAGUGCACCUGAAAAAGACAACACACCCGCUAAUGGGGGGAGCACACAAGCUCCAGGGUCCAGCGAGUCUAUAAUUGGCAAUAUUGUGUCCAUGGAAGAGGUUGUCAGUGUGAACAAGAAACUUAGCCAGGCUGUUCGUAGUCUUCUUCAAGAGUUGGGAUCUACUCAAGCUGAGAAAAGGCAAAUGGCGGAAAAACUUGGAGACAGUGCUGAGAUUCUCAAGCAAGGUUUUGAUGAAGAGUUGAAAUUUUAUAGUUUGGACUUGCCGCCUCUAGAAGUUUCCUAUCCAGAACUUGCUAUGCUUAAAAUGGACUCUUAAUGGUGAUGUGUAGCAUUUUACUUGGUACUAAUAACAAUAGAUGUUGUAUGUCAGUUGAAAUUGGCAAAGAAAGUGAGCGCAUUUCUGUGAAACAAAUGAUGUGUUUUGCAAUUGAAGUCUUAGUUCAACUGAACUCUGUAUUAUGUUUGUACUGGCCAAAUGAAUUUGCUUGGUCAUUUACAGCUUUUUUCACUGUGUAUCCUCAUGACAACAGUUAACAUCAAUGCCGAUUGUGACUUUGUGUAGUUUUGUGAGGGAUUGUUUUGUUUUAUUCUUCUUUGCAUUCCCCUGCCAGAUCAUAAGGGUAGUCGACUGCUUGUUCUUCUUCCUGCAGUGGAACUGAUUUUUACGUACGUGAUCGUUUUUCUUCUUCAUAGGGCCCCUUGCCUUCAGGCAGCCACAUUCAGAUUUUGGAUGUACCCUAUUUCUUUUUU
Molecule: messenger RNA, 1324 nt
Organism: Aplysia californica (California sea hare)
Lineage: Eukaryota; Metazoa; Mollusca; Gastropoda; Aplysiida; Aplysiidae
Product: nuclear receptor-binding factor 2
Exons: 3
Coding region: 129-890 (253 amino acids)
Biological process (GO): autophagy
Source: RefSeq, a predicted model, not a curated record